AAAGGAUUAGUCUGGUAAAAGGCUAAUGGACCACCAGGUAUUUGUUAAAGAAGCGGCUGUGGACUGGUGGUUACACAUACGCUGAAUACAUCAGCAAAGAGUAAGACAAAAGGGAGGUCAACAUAGUGACUAAAAAUGUCAGAUGCCGCUGGAGACCGCGAAGAUCAGUUCACCACGAUAGUGGCCGACGGGAAUUGGAUGUACAUUAAAGGAGAGUAUAAAAAGGCAAUAGAGAGCUUCUCAAUGGCGCUGACAUUAAAACCGGAUGAGAGGGACUGCUAUGUGGGCCGAUCCAAAUGUUACCUGAACAUGGGGAUGUAUGAGAACGCAUUAAGCGAUGCAGAAGCUUCACUCAAAGAGGACACAACAUUUUUCGAGGGAUUGUACCAGAAGGCAGAGGCUUUAUACUACAUGGGAGAGUUUGAAUUUGGGCUGGUGUUUUACCACAGAGGACAAAAACUGCGUCCACAGAUACAGGAGUUCCGACUAGGUAUCCAAAAAACACAGGAGGCCAUAGAGAACUGUGUUGGCAGCCCUUCUUCUGUAAAACUGGAAGUCAAGGGAGAUCUGUCAUUUCUACAAAAAGAUGAGGAGAGGACACAGCCAAUUACUACUGUUGAGGAUCUGACGAAGGGGAAAAAACAACAGACCCAGAAGACCCCUAGGAAUGAGAAGACGACCAAAAAAAUCUUCGGAGAGUUUUAUGAUGACAAGAUAUAUCUGGAAAGUCUGCUGCAAGAUGAAGGCUUGGUAAGAGGCAAGACGAAGGGUGGGGAAAGCCUGAAGGACGUCAUUCGGAGCAGCCUGACAUAUCUGGAUGCUUGCACAGAGUUCUCAAACCAUGAGAAACUUAUCAAUGAACAGGGAAGGGAGAAUAAGACACAACAAAAAUGCAGCAAGUCACGUCCCCGUGCUCCCUCUGAACGUGCUAAUUAUCUGCUGAAGAGCCUGGAUAAAAUUGAUGCAGAGUUGACCUGUGGAAAUGCAGAAGGUAGUCUCAAGAAGGCAAAACAUGUCAUGAAGCUGGUACAGAGAUGGUCUGAGAAAGAGGUACCUAAUAAACAAGAGGUGUUGGGCAGCCUGCACAGUUGCAUUGGGAAUGCUUUGGUCAACCUGGGAGACAUGGACAAAGCCUUAGUCCAUCAUCAAAAAGACUUGGAGUUGGCUAAACAGUGCAACCACUCAGGAGCAAUGUCCAGGGCAAUGGACAACAUUGGCAAAGUCUAUGCCCAAACUGGACACUUCACACUGGCCAUUGAGAUCUGGGAGAAGAAGAUUCCCCUGGUACGCGGUGCUUUGGAGAAGACCUGGUUAUUUCACGAAAUUGGCUGGUGUUACCUGAAGCUUGAUCGCUACGAAGAAGCCAGAGACUAUGGCGUGCGUUCACUUGCUGCGGCUGAUGAAAUUACUGAUUACAAAUGGCAGAUAAAUGCCAAUGUGUUGGUGGCACAAUCCGAAAUGAAACUUGGAAACUUGGAAUCUUCUGUCGCCAGCUUCGAGAGAGCCUUGACCCAAGCCGAACUACAAGAAGACGACUAUGUCAUGAAUUCUAUUCAAAAGGCUCUUGAUGAAGCAAAGCACCAGCUGUCACAAUAAGGAUGUCACCACUCAAGACACCAACACGGUUUCACCUAAGAUCAAGAAUUAGCAAAGUAACCCAACCACCCAUCUUCACCAAUCCAGCUCCACCUUGGGUGAUGCGUUCAGAUGCCUUGAAAUUCAAGCACACAGUGAGAAGAACAACAAAGACCCUAAGCUAUACAAAUCCAAGUCGAAGGUGACAAUGGUGAUGCAUGGGGCAGUACAAAUAUUGUUCCAGAGUCAGACUCCAAGGGGGCUUCCAGGGCUGCUUCUUAAAGGCAUCAGGAAGGUGGGGGAUAGUCAAAUGCAUCUGAUCGAAUGAUUAAAUGAUCAAAGGAUUACUGUAGUUUAAAAUGAUCAAAGGAUUACUGUAUUACAGUGAUCAAAAGAUUAUUGUAUUGAUAAUGAUCAAAAGAUUACUGUAGUUCAACUUAACAAAGGAUCCCCUUAUUUAAAGGGAAAUGGACCACAGGUAAAUGCAUUUAAGAAGCAGCUUUUGAAUGCUUAUACAUGCACUGAAUAAAUCGACGAAGAGUAAGACAAAAGAGUGGCCAAACAGGUGAGAAAAUGAAGUGAAGAAGAUGAAAGGGAAAUAAGACAUGAUGAAUUGCUAUUAAAGUAGUUUGUUUUUUUACCUGAAUACUUAUUGUAAAUCUGCUGUCUUAUAGAACCAUUAGUGCCCUUGAAAAGUAACAGCCAUGUCAAUAAAGUUGGCCCUUUCUGGAUCUCC
Messenger RNA from Scophthalmus maximus (turbot), 2311 nucleotides. RefSeq names its product outer dynein arm-docking complex subunit 4-like. The coding region runs from base 136 to 1596 and encodes 486 amino acids. Gene Ontology annotation, cellular component: cytoplasm. Gene Ontology annotation, molecular function: protein binding. The record is from RefSeq and is a predicted model, not a curated record. Lineage: Eukaryota; Metazoa; Chordata; Actinopteri; Pleuronectiformes; Scophthalmidae. The transcript is spliced from 12 exons.